Messenger RNA from Nicotiana attenuata, 1133 nucleotides. Its product is annotated as LIM domain-containing protein WLIM2b-like. The record is from RefSeq and is a predicted model, not a curated record. NCBI's taxonomy places the organism in Eukaryota, Viridiplantae, Streptophyta, Magnoliopsida, Solanales, Solanaceae. Gene Ontology annotation, cellular component: actin cytoskeleton; plasma membrane. Gene Ontology annotation, biological process: actin filament bundle assembly. The coding region runs from base 273 to 842 and encodes 189 amino acids. Gene Ontology annotation, molecular function: actin filament binding. The transcript has 6 exons.
AAGCUGUUAAAAAAGUCAAAACAAGGAGCCAAUUAGUUUUUUCCGUCGAAGAUAUUUCUGUCCAACUCUCUUCUCUCUGACCCUGAAAAAACAUUCUUCUCUCCCCAUUAAAGUCUUCAUCUUCCAUUUACCCCGCCGCGUCACAAAACUUGAACUUUAAUCCACAGCAAAUCUUUGGUCAAGGACUGUAGAUCAAGAACUGCAACAUUUCUGUAUCUUCCAAUCUACAAGGAUCAGAUCUAGAAUAUAUAUUUGUGUUGAAGUAUUCAGUCAUGUCAUUUACGGGGACACAACAGAAAUGCAAGGCAUGUGAAAAGACAGUAUACCCAGUUGAGCUUUUGUCAGCUGAUGGGAUUAGUUAUCACAAAUCUUGCUUUAAAUGCACCCAUUGCAAAGGAACUCUCAAGCUGAGCAGUUACUCCUCAAUGGAAGGUGUUCUGUAUUGCAAGCCCCAUUUUGAGCAGCUCUACAAGGAGUCUGGCAACUUCAACAAGAACUUCCAAUCGCCUGCGAAGUCAGCUGAGAAGUUAACUCCGGAGCUGACAAGAUCUCCUAGCAAAGCUGCCAGAAUGUUUUCUGGAACACAGGAAAAAUGUGCGACCUGUGGUAAAACGGCUUACCCACUCGAGAAGGUGACGGUGGAGAACCAAAGUUAUCACAAGUCAUGUUUCAAGUGUUCUCAUGGCGGGUGCUCUUUAAAUCCUUCGAAUUAUGCUGCAUUAGAUGGGAUUUUAUAUUGCAAACCUCAUUUUUCACAGCUUUUCAAGGAGAAAGGCAGCUACAAUCAUUUAAUCAAGUGUGCUUCAGUGAAGCGUCCAGCAGCAACUGUUCCAGAUUCUUAACCUAUAUCUCUGUCAACUACCUUAUCAACGCGGGCUUGGUCUUUCUGAUUUUGCUUUCUUCCUCUUUCUUUAUAUCUCGGGGUGGUGCACCAUCUUGGUUUUAUUGUGUGAUCUGAUUUCCACGAUUGUGAAAACUAUUAUCCUGUCGUUGUUCCUUUAACCUUUGGAUGUUAAACGGUCCUGCUGUUUUCUCAUAACCUUUGAUAGGAGUAACUUGUGCAGUUCAUACGAGUGUUGAUACAGAUUCGUCGUCCUGUUGUUCUUUAUCUUUGUUUUUGGUUGUUGACUGCA